Messenger RNA from Rasamsonia emersonii CBS 393.64, 1158 nucleotides. Its product is annotated as DNA replication factor C subunit Rfc3. NCBI's taxonomy places the organism in Eukaryota, Fungi, Ascomycota, Eurotiomycetes, Eurotiales, Trichocomaceae. The record is from RefSeq and is a predicted model, not a curated record. Gene Ontology annotation, cellular component: Elg1 RFC-like complex; nucleus; Rad17 RFC-like complex. The transcript has 5 exons. Gene Ontology annotation, biological process: DNA-templated DNA replication; DNA repair. Gene Ontology annotation, molecular function: ATP binding; ATP hydrolysis activity; DNA clamp loader activity. Bases 1 to 1158 code for a protein of 385 amino acids.
AUGUCGGAUUACGAGGAUGACAUGGACGUGGAUAUUCCGUCCAACGACGCGAUCAAGUUCAGCUCCGACAAUCUAAAUCCAAAGGGCAAGAAGGUGGUCGCAGACCUUCCAGUCGAGGCUGAGGAUAAUCUCCCAUGGGUGGAAAAAUACCGACCGAACACACUGGACGAUGUCGCUGGGCAUCAGGAUAUUCUCGCAACGAUCAACAGAUUUGUCGAAUCGAAUCGAUUACCGCACCUCCUUCUUUAUGGCCCGCCGGGAACGGGAAAGACGUCUACAAUCCUUGCGUUGGCGAGGCGCAUCUACGGGAGCAAGAACAUGCGACAGAUGGUUCUGGAGUUGAACGCCAGUGACGACAGAGGCAUAGAGGUCGUCCGAGAGCAGAUCAAGACCUUUGCUAGUACAAAGCAGAUAUUUUCCGUCGCUCCGUCGGCUGGCACCGAUUCUUUGGGAGCGUUCAAACUGAUCAUUCUGGACGAGGCAGAUGCGAUGACUGCCACGGCGCAGAUGGCCCUCCGUCGCAUCAUGGAGAAGUACACGGCCAACACGCGAUUCUGCAUCAUCGCCAACUACACGCACAAGCUCUCACCUGCCCUCUUGUCACGAUGUACACGGUUCCGGUUCAGUCCUUUGAAGGAGGCGGAUAUCCGGUCCCUGAUCGACCAGGUGAUUGAGAAGGAGCACGUACGAAUACAGCCCGAGGCGGUCGACAGUCUCAUCAAACUCAGCAAGGGUGACAUGCGACGGGCGUUGAAUGUGCUGCAAGCUUGUCAUGCAAGCAGUAUGCCGCUUCCUAUGCGAGAUGCACCGAAGGACCAACCGCCUCCUGAGCACGAAGUCAUUACGAAUGAAACGAUCUACAACUGUGUCGCAGCGCCCCAUCCUUCCGACAUUCGAGAGAUCAUGACCACUCUCCUUACCACCAGCGACGUCACGUCGUGCCUCAACACCAUCAACACGCUGAAAGCCAACAAAGGACUGGCUCUGGCCGAUAUCUUGAGCGCAUUAAGCGAGGAGCUGCAACGGCUCGAGGUUCCCGCCCAGACAAGGAUCACCUGGCUCGAAGGGCUGGCGGAGGUGGAAUGGCGGUUAUCCGGCGGUGGGAGCGAGGCCGUUCAAACGGGGGGGGUUGGUAGGAGUUGUUCGAAAUGGAUGUGA